AUGUACAGCUCAUCAAGACCAACAUCAUCAGACCAACAACCACAAUCAAUGGAGCUUGGAAAGUAUGAGAACAAACGUCUCAAUAAAGUGAUGGGUAUGGUCGAAUUGCAUUCGAAAAACCCAGAUAACGGUGUCAUCCGGGUGGAUCUCAAGAUUCUCCUUCAGAAACUGUUUGGAAAGUUGAACCAAUACGAGAUACCAGCCGAAAAUGCGUUUCUCGUGGGAGGCGGAGCGUCAUACGUCCUUAACCCUCGAUGUUCGUACUCCGACAUUGACAUUUCCAUUCCAGUCAGCUUGUCGAACACCUACAAGUCAGCUCGAACAAUAUUUGCUUUCAUUAUGAAAGCUGUUCUUGAGCUUAUCCAAGAGCUGAGCCACGCAGUCCGCGACCCGAUGUCUUAUCUCCAAAAAGCGAUUCGAAUCGAGCAAAAUGUGAGAACCAAUUACUGGUCUCUAUUCGCGCUUCGAAAUGAAGAAGGGCGCCACGUUGAGUUGAAGUUUGUGCUCUCAAUUCCCCGAGAGUUCAUCUUCUUCUCCGACUCCAUCGAGAUUGAUUUGACCAACUUCGCCAAAAAGAACUGCGUCACAAAAGAGAAGAAAUCAGAAAAAGAAAAUCAUGUGCCAAUCGCAAUUGGAAGCAACCAGAAAGCCGAAGAUGCAGAACCAACUGGUUCGGACGACGAGAAAAAGGAGUAUCUCCCUUCGAGAAUCUCCUCGUCAUACAAAGAUCUGAGAAAGGCUGUCUCGGAUGUAAAAAGCAGAAGAAUCGACACCGUGGAACCGAACAUGAUUCGUGGAGGAGGAUUUCUGAAAUAUGCCCAUCUGAAGACAAAGGGAUUCGUGGAUUCACGAGAUGGACAGGAUCUUGAAAAACUUCUCGAAGGAAUGGUAUCGGGAUUCCUUUCGGAAUUCAACGAAAGUAAGUAUGAUGUCCUUUCACAAUAUAUGAGGAACCACUUUGAUACUCAUCACUUCCCAAAGAAGUUCAAGUUUCUUGAUGAACUCAGAAGCUUGUGUUGCCACUUGGAGAAGUUCAACAUCAAAGAUGCAAUGGAAACUCGCAUCGAAAGAAUUCAUGAGGAAGAGCUCGGAAAAAUGGCCAUCUUGAGAGCGACAAAUCGUCACGCCAUUGUCAUGCCGCUUCUCGAUGCCGACGAUGGCUUCGACUACUCUAGCGAUGCAGCUCACCCAUUUUUCCCAUACCUUUAUGCCAUUAACUGGAAAUUCCCAUUCUUUUUAUUCUGA
Molecule: messenger RNA, 1245 nt
Organism: Caenorhabditis briggsae
Lineage: Eukaryota; Metazoa; Nematoda; Chromadorea; Rhabditida; Rhabditidae
Exons: 7
Coding region: 1-1245 (414 amino acids)
Biological process (GO): mRNA stabilization
Molecular function (GO): RNA binding; poly(A) RNA polymerase activity
Source: RefSeq, a predicted model, not a curated record